UUGGACAUUUUUUGUUUUAUAACGCUAAUUUCUGCUGGCAGAACUGCAUAUUUUUCUGGAACGUUUUGGUCGUUAAUAGUGACUAGUACCGCCAUUACUGUAUCUUUAACACUUCUCAUACUGUACUUGUUCCAUGCUGUUGAUCUGCUCAGUCAGAUACCCUGGAUUGUUUCGGUUGGUCAACUGCAAAAUUUUUUUGCUGAAAUGAUAUUUUGCUUUAGCUGGGCUAUAUUCUACUUUAUCGUCGGAAGUGUUUUGGCUAUUGCUUCAUCAUCAUACGGCCAUUUGGGUUUCGGGUUUGCUGCGUUAUGUGCAUUUGGAGCUAUGGCAACUUAUGGAUUCGAUUGUUUUCUGAAGUUUCUAAGUUGGAAGCAUGAUGAAUUGGCACACGGGGGAGGACCAGAUUAUCACUGCAUAACAGAUCCGGUCAGAAACGUGGAACGAAAUGACAACCCUCGUAAAUUUAGUGAUGUAAAUAUUAUUGCUCGUUGA
Enterobius vermicularis (human pinworm) is the source of this 492-nucleotide messenger RNA. The record is from the annotation of a GenBank genome assembly. Lineage: Eukaryota; Metazoa; Nematoda; Chromadorea; Rhabditida; Oxyuridae.